Papaver somniferum (opium poppy) is the source of this 2561-nucleotide messenger RNA. RefSeq names its product probable inactive receptor kinase At1g27190. The transcript has a single exon. The record is from RefSeq and is a predicted model, not a curated record. Gene Ontology annotation, biological process: protein phosphorylation. NCBI's taxonomy places the organism in Eukaryota, Viridiplantae, Streptophyta, Magnoliopsida, Ranunculales, Papaveraceae. Bases 280 to 2136 code for a protein of 618 amino acids. Gene Ontology annotation, molecular function: ATP binding; protein binding; protein kinase activity.
CACUUGAAUCAAAUAUGUAAUUAUCAGAACCACAACCAUUUCUAAACCAUUUCCAUCUAAGAUCCCCCCAAAAAAUCAGAAAUCCAACACUCCCACUGAAGAACCCUCUCUCACUCUCCUCCUCUCAGGUCAAUGGCUUCUUCCCUGUUUAGAAGUUUCACCAUUUUCAAUACUCAUCACAGAACCAGAAAUUAAAAUUCCAAUCUCUCUCUAUAUAUACAUAUAUCUACCACAUUACAGAAGAAAGAACUCCAUUCAAGCAGUUUUUGAGUUUCAACCAUGAACGAAUCAAGUAGAAUAGAGAGAGGAGGUUUUGGCCUAAUUGUUUUGAUAUCUGUUUUCUUAGUUAUUGUUAGUGCCUCAUUUGUUGAAGCUCAGCAAGAAGAUGAUUCAAAAUGUUUACAAGGAACAAAAGAAACACUCACAGAUCCUCAACAGAAGUUAGAUACAUGGGUUUUCUCAAAUGUUUCGCAAGGUUAUAUUUGCACAUUUGUUGGGGUGCAAUGUUGGAAUCUAAGGGAAAACAGAAUAUUAGGUUUACAACUUCAAUCAAUGAAUCUACAAGGGAAAAUUCCUGAAUCACUUGAGUAUUGUCAAAGUUUACAGAUUCUUGAAUUAUCUGGUAAUGGUUUAACUGGUGAAAUUCCUUCUCAAAUCUGUCAAUGGUUACCUUAUCUGGUUCACUUGGAUCUAUCAGGAAAUGACCUAACUGGUGGGAUUCCUAAUGAGCUUGGUAAUUGCAAGUAUUUAAAUACUUUAAUUUUGAAAGAUAAUCAAUUAUCUGGUUCCAUUCCGUAUGAAUUGUCUCGUCUUACUAGGUUAAAGAAAUUAUCAGUUGCUAAUAAUGCAUUAUCUGGUGAAAUUCCAUCUUCGUUUUCGAGUUUUAGUUCUGAUGAUUUUGCUGGAAAUAAACUCUGUGGCGAACCAAUUGGAUCUAGUUGCAAUGGUAUGAAUAAGAAGAGUCUUGUUAUAGUGGUUUGUGCUGCUGUUUUUGGUGCUGUUGUUUCUUUAUUAUUAGGUUUUGGAAUUUGGUGGUUUUUUGUUAAGAAUAGUCGAAAAGGGAAUGUGGCGGGUAAAGAUGUUGCUGCUGGUGGUAGUGGUAGUUGGACGGAGAGAUUAGUAGCCCACAAACUCGAUCAAGUUUCAUUGUUUCAGAAACCAUUAGUAAAGCUUAAAUUGAACGACUUCUUGUUGGCAACGAAUAGCUUUGAUUCUCAGCAUAUUAUUAUGUCGACUAGAACUGGUACUUCUUACAAGGCAGUUCUAUCUGAUGGGUCUUCUCUUGCAAUUAAACGUUUGAAUAAUUGUAAGCUUAAUGAGAAGCAAUUUCGAUCGGAGAUGAAUAGAUUAGGUCAACUCAGGCAUCCAAGUUUGGUUCCUCUCUUAGGAUUUUGCGUUGUUGAAAAUGAGAAGCUUUUGAUUUAUAAGCAUAUGUCUAACGGCACUCUAUUUUCAAAAUUGCAUGGAAGUGAUGAGUUGGAUAGUCAGCAUGGUCGAUUGGAUUGGCCGACUAGAUUGAAAAUUGGUAUUGGUGCUGCUAGAGGACUAGCUUGGCUUCACCAUGGAUGUCAAGAGUCGUUUCUUCACCAAAACAUUAGUUGCAAUGUGAUUCUCCUCGAUGAAGAACUUGAUGCUCGGGUGACGGAUUUCGCACUACCUAAGCUUUUGAGUUCUCCAGAUUCUCGUGAUAGUACCUUUAACCACGGGGAUUUUGGAGAAUUUGGAUAUGUUGCUCCAGAAUAUUCGAGUACCAUGAUUGCUUCUUUGAAAGGAGAUGUUUUCGCUUUCGGGGUAGUGCUUUUAGAGUUGGUAACUGGAGAGAAGCCACUUGUAAUCAGUAAUGCCGAUGAAGGGUUUAAGGGCAAUUUAAUAGAUUGGGUUAAUCAGCUUUUGAGCUCUGGUCGAAUCAAAGAUGCCAUUGAUAAGUCCAUCUGUGGGAAAGGCCAUGACGAUGAGAUAAUGAAGUUUCUGAGGGUUGCCUGCAGUUGUGUUGCUUCUAGACCUAAGGAUAGAUCAUCUAUGUACCAGGUUUACCAGUCAUUGAGGACCAUCUGUGAAGCCCAUGAAUUUUCCGAGCAAUUUGAUGAAUUUCCACUGGUUUUCGGCAAGCAAAAUACUAAUAACCAUCAAGAGUAGGCUCGGGGAAGAGUACACAUCGGAACAUGGAAAACAUUUGCAGCUCAACUAUCUAUGUAUAAUCCCACAUCAUUCUCUGCAUCUUGAGCUAAGUUGCCAGCGACUUCUGCUAUGUGAAUGGUAAGAUUUUGUUUUCAUUUUGCCUAUUGAAUCCUGUUCCUGUAACAAUCACCAUUGUAAUUGAAAAAUGUUCACAAUCAGUAGGAUUUGUGCACUUCACCGUGGCAUCUUUUUCUUUACGGUUCUCAACAAUUGCCAAAGGAACCUCAUAUUAGGUUUCUUUGGAUUUUUUUAAUAUUUUUACUUGUGAGAAAGCUCAAGUUUGAAGAUGUUUCUAUGCAUUUCAUUAUCUACAUUCACUUGUCUUAACAUGAAUCUCUUACAUUUCACUUUUGCAUAUUUUAUAUGAGAAACCGUUUCUUGUA